UCAGUUAUGUAUAGUAACGUCACUUUAUUCCUCUAUUUAUUCAUUUACACGCACUAGAGCAAGAAUUGGAGUUGAAAAGCAGAGAGAGAAAUCAUGAACCGUGGAAACCAACGCUUUUAUACCCUCCAGUUUGAUGGUGCAUCCAGGGGAAAUCCUGGACCAGCUGGUGCAGGAGCUGUGCUGUUUGAUGAAAAUGGGAAUGUGCUGUAUCAUUUCCGCAAAGGGCUGGGAUAUCAGUCAAACAAUGUUGCCGAGUAUCAUGCAUUAAUUUUAGGACUGCAACAGGCGAUAAUGAAAGGAUGUAAGAACAUCAAUGUCCAAGGAGACUCCCAGCUUGUUAUCAAUCAGUUUCUAGGUUCCUGGAGAAUUAACAACCCGCAUCUAAUGAGCUUAUGUGGUGCAGCUUUGCAGCUGAGGAAUAACUUUCGCUCAUUUGGCAUUCAACACAUUUCUAGGGACUCUAACACUAGAGCUGAUGCUCAAGCAAACUGGGCCAUUUAUCUCCAAGAGGGUCAAGUUGAAGAAGAUUGUCUCUAUUUUUGAAUCAUCUUGAAAGCAGGCCACUGCCAAAAACUAUUGGCAAUUAUGUUACAUUUCUGUCUAGCAAUUUAGCAUGUCAAAUGUUAUGUUAAAUGUUUGCAAUAAUGUCAAAUUGAACAUGCCUCGGUGAUUAGAUGUUCACCAUUAGCACCUUAAGGACUUAAAGGGGUAGUUGUGAUGUAUAAAUCUUAGGUUUCAUAACUCUGAAUUUCUAUUUUCUAAGUUCUUUAAUACUCUUAUAUAUGUGAUACUGAUGACCACCUAUAAG
Messenger RNA from Vicia villosa (hairy vetch), 808 nucleotides. RefSeq lists its product as uncharacterized. The transcript is spliced from 6 exons. The coding region runs from base 94 to 543 and encodes 149 amino acids. The record is from RefSeq and is a predicted model, not a curated record. Gene Ontology annotation, molecular function: nucleic acid binding; RNA-DNA hybrid ribonuclease activity. Lineage: Eukaryota; Viridiplantae; Streptophyta; Magnoliopsida; Fabales; Fabaceae.